AUGACACAAGGCACCUUCCCAAAGGCAUUGAAGAGAUCUAUUGUAGUGCCUGCCCCUAAGGUAUCACCCCCAAAGAGUAUUGAAGACGACCUACGACCAAUAUCUUUAACAUCUCAGAUCGCCAAAGUUAUGGAGGAUUGUACUUUGGACAAUUUUUUUCCUGAAGUUGUAAAUAAACUUGACACCAAACAAUUUGCACUCCCAAAGAAAUCAACGACCCACGCUUUGGUCUACCUUUUACAUUCAAUCUUGGUAGCUCUUGAGAGAGGUUCCUGUACUGCCAGAUUGUUCUUUGCAGAUUUCAAGAAAGGUUUUGACCUAGUAGACCACAAUGUUAUUAUUAAAGAAUUAACCCUGCUUGGUACCUAUCCCUCUAUAAUUCGGUGGAUUAAAGCCUUCCUCUGCGAUCGCGAACAAUGUGUCCGGGUGGGAACUUCUAUGUCCUCUUGGAAGAAAACAAAUGGUGGCUUGCCACAAG
Molecule: messenger RNA, 478 nt
Organism: Paramuricea clavata
Lineage: Eukaryota; Metazoa; Cnidaria; Anthozoa; Malacalcyonacea; Plexauridae
Source: the annotation of a GenBank genome assembly